Aspergillus lentulus is the source of this 1251-nucleotide messenger RNA. RefSeq names its product citrate synthase. Gene Ontology annotation, biological process: tricarboxylic acid cycle; carbohydrate metabolic process. NCBI's taxonomy places the organism in Eukaryota, Fungi, Ascomycota, Eurotiomycetes, Eurotiales, Aspergillaceae. The record is from RefSeq and is a predicted model, not a curated record. Gene Ontology annotation, cellular component: mitochondrial matrix.
AUGGAUGAUGCCGAUCGAAAUGCCUGGCUGCAGUCUGCCAUUCCUGCAGAUAGUGGGGAUCAGAAGGCGGAAGGCUUCCUCUCCGUGAAGGACAGUCGUACGGGAGCCAAAUACGCCUUUCCAAUCUACCGGAAUGCGGUGCAUGCCCUCAGCUUUCGACAGAUCACUGCUGAUGACCGCCAAAAUGCAAGCCAACAUUCCAAGGAAGGGCUUCGCGUCUUUGACCCUGGGUUUCGGAAUACCGCGGUGAAGGAAUCCAACAUUACUUACAUCAACGGAAAAAGUGGCUUACUAUGCUACCGAGGCCACACAAUUAAUGCACUUGAGGGGAAGACUUUCGAAGAGAUUAUCUAUCUCCUCAUCUGGGGAACACUGCCGUCUCAAGAACAACUCCAGCACCUUCAGAGAUGCAUUGCAGAGGAGUGCUUUGUCCCUCAAGUAGUUGAGACCGUUGUUACCAGCUUCCCACGGAAUUCUCCAUCAGUAGUCAUCUUUAUAGCGGCUCUCAGCGCCUUCGCCGCCGACCGACCGGACCUGCUACCCUCAUACGUAGGACGCAACCUCUAUGGGAAUGACAUGAAGCUAGUUGACGAACAGAUCGUGCGCAUCCUUGCUGUGGUUACUGUAACAGUAUCCCUGAUCGCCUGUCACAAAACUGGACGCCCCCUGAAAUCAGCAGACGUCAGCGCAAGUAUGAUCGAGAACAUUGUACACAUGGGCGGCCUUGCAGAGAAUUCGAGAGUGCCUGCCGCUACUAUUAUCGCCACGCUCCAGCGGCUAUGGAUUCUGUACGCAGACCAUGAGAUGACAUGCUCAACCGCCGCUUUCCUGCACGUGGCAUCGACCCAAGCCGAUCCAAUCUCCUCAUUUAUCGCGGCAGUCACGGCGGGGUAUGGGCCCCUACACGGCGGGGCGAUCGACACUGCCUACAAUGUCAUGCGAGAGGUCGGGACAACCGAUCAGGUCCCCGAGCUCAUUGCAAAAGUCAAACGGAAAGAGUGUCGAUUGUUUGGAUACGGACAUCGAAUCUACAAAGCGACAGACCCACGCGCAGAGGCGAUCAAGGAGAUCCUUCAUGAUCUCACUGGUGAGGUCCCUGUAAAUGAGUGGGACCCGCUCCUUAAGGUGGCAUUCGAGAUCGAUCGCAUUGCUAGCAGCGAUGAUUACUUCACUGCUCGCAAAAUUUUUGCGAAUGCCGAUCUGUAUGGUAGCUUUGUCUACACUGCACUGUAUGUCCUUUCUGUGCCCUGA